Messenger RNA from Lentinula edodes (shiitake mushroom), 1728 nucleotides. RefSeq lists its product as uncharacterized. The transcript is spliced from 8 exons. Bases 1 to 1728 code for a protein of 575 amino acids. The record is from RefSeq and is a predicted model, not a curated record. Lineage: Eukaryota; Fungi; Basidiomycota; Agaricomycetes; Agaricales; Omphalotaceae. Gene Ontology annotation, biological process: retrograde transport, endosome to Golgi. Gene Ontology annotation, molecular function: phosphatidylinositol binding.
AUGGAGGCUUUUGACGACGAGAACCCUUUCGACACAGAGUCUGACCGUAUUCCAUCUGAAACCUCUUCUACAUCUAAAGUGGACAUAUCAGAACCACCCUCUCCGCCUUUCAAUCCUUCCCGACAACUGUCAUCAGAAAUUACCAGUCCAGAACGCACAUUUCCUUCUCAAGGGCCCCCCAGACAGCCACAGCGUUCAAACUUCAAGAGUGAUUUCUGUUGCGCACGAGACAGGAUACUUCAUUCUGGAGAUGAUGUUGAGAUUCUGAUUACAGACGCACAGAAGACCAACCUCGGAGCGACUACGCCGUAUAUCACAUAUGUCAUACAAACAGGAAAUACGGAAUCUCGACAUAGAUACUCUGAAUUUGAAUCGUUGAGAUCAAGUCUAGUGAAGCUCUAUCCUACUCUCAUAAUACCGCCAAUCCCAUCCAAGCAAACCCUCGGAGACUAUGCGGUCAAACAGGGAAAGGCCAAAGAAGAUGCUACGAUGAUUGCAAGGCGGAAACGAAUGCUGCAGACAUUCCUAAAUCGACUCGCCAGACACCCUAUCCUUUCCAACGAACAUGUAUUUCAUCGCUUUCUAGAUGGUGAAGUCUCUUGGCAUGAAGUUUUGAAUUCCCCUCCCAUUUCACUGCUUCCUAAGAACAUCCUCAAAGCCCCGUCGCACGACCCAACGGACCAGGAAGCAUCUCCUGCGUAUACUGCUUUGCCCAAUCCUUCCGCUGCCCACCCACUUCGAAAUCCAGACCAACGGUUUCUCGAUUCAGAAGCUUUCACCAGUAAAUUUGCUGUUCAUCUCAGUGGUCCGAUGGAGAAGGUCACACGGCGGACAGUAAAACGGUGGUCAGAAUAUGCGCAGGACCAUGCCGAACUUGGUGCAGCAUUAAACGGGUUCAGCUUGAAUGAGACUGGGUCGCUUUCCGGCGCUAUUGAGAAGACUGGUCAAGCAGUUGAUGCGACGUAUAUGUCCACCACGAAAUUAGCUCAAGAACUCGAACAGAACUGGGCAGAACCAAUCAACGAAUAUGCACAAUUCUCGUCCAUUAUUAAGAAGCUGCUGGCUUAUCGCCAUCAAAAACACGUUCAGUAUGAGAUGACUCAAGACGCGCUAGAGGCAAAGCGAGAACAGUUAGAAGAACUAGAGAAAAGCGAGCAUGAAGCGCGACGACUGGAAGCGGCUCUUGGAGGGCGAAGCACAGUCUCUCUCCCAUCUUCGCCUGAUCAGGAACCUACCGAGGAGGAGUCGAGCAUCCAAACACAUUCUGCGUCUUACGUGCCUCCACAUCCUGGUCCCAAUCCUGCAAGGCGAAACGCUAGAGCUCCUGGUAUGGGAUUCCUAAAUGCUCUUAGCUACACAUUGCAUGGGAUGAUGGAUGUUGAUCCUGAAACUGCUCGACGCAAUGGGAUUUCAAAGACAAAGGAGACGAUUUCACAGUUGGAAGAUGCGUUACAUUUAGCUGCUCAAGAUCUAAAGUACUCCAGUUCUACAAUCCAAGCUGAUCUGGACAGGUUCCAACGGCAAAAAGUCGCAGAUAUUCGGGAAAUGGCGAUUAGCAUGGCACAAAGUCAUCGAGAUUGGUGCAAGAAGAAUCUUGAAGCAUGGGAGGAGGCCAAAAGAGAGGUCGAUAUGAUUCCGGACCAUCCAAAUAAGCUUCCUUCUCCUUCUGCUCCUCAACCUUCUACAUCUACGAGGAGAGAUUCCACGACUACUUUAAACGGGAGAUGA